This is a messenger RNA of Microthlaspi erraticum, 2433 nucleotides long. Lineage: Eukaryota; Viridiplantae; Streptophyta; Magnoliopsida; Brassicales; Brassicaceae. The record is from the annotation of a GenBank genome assembly.
AUGACAAAGGUGAGUACCAUGCAGAUUAUAGUAAAGGAUAUGCUUAACAAAAACAUAUGCCUAGAUGUUGAUAGGUUUGAGACAGUCGAAAACCUCAAGCUCAUGAUCGAGGAUAGUGAAGGCGUCCCAGUGGAAAGUCAGAGGCUGAUCUUUUCAGGCAAGCAACUUCAAGAUGGUCACACCUUAGCUGACUACAACAUCCAAAAGGUUCUCAAAAAUCCAAAAGCUUCCACUGCGAUAUACACUCUUCGACUUCUCCGUUUCUCUUUCAGAGGUGUGUGUUUGUGCUCAGUGGCGAUGGAAACAAGCAGAGGAAAGGUAAUCAUGUUGUGUCACUGGGACGGGUGUAUAAAAUACGGUCCUGAUGGCGUAUACUACGAAGGACCAACUUCCGAAUAUUUCAGAGUGAAGCAAAAGACUGAGCUAAAUAGGUUGCUAGAGGGGCUUUACAAGAGAUUCGGAUUAGACAAGGAGAGAUCAAAGUUUGAAAUCUGGGGUAAGUUCCCUGUUCUUGUUCAACAAUCUAAGCUCAAGUAUCUUCUUCUCCCUGUCGUGGACGACUCUAGCUUCGCGGCUAUGCUUGAUGUUCCAAGCAACCAUCCUUCUAUAACCAAUGUGGAGUUGUUUCUGGAAGUCAAAACAACCUCUGAUGAUGUUCUUGACCCAAAUUCUUGCGCAAAUCCCUUGAAGAGACAGAGGACGAAUCCGAAUCCAAGCUCGGAAGGAUGCUUGAAUAAAGCUCUGACCUUUCCUUCUGGGGUUGUUUCAAAACCGUGUGUUUCGUCUAGUUUGUGGCUUGGUGACGACAUGCGUUUAGGGUUGUGUUUUAAAGACGUGGAUGAGCUGAAGAAGGCAGUGGACUGGUACUGUAUUAGAGGUCGGCGUAAGUCUGUAGCGAGAGAGACAGAGAAGAAGGACGUGUAUAGGUUUGAGUGCGUGAGAACUAAAUGCAACUGGUCGCUUCAUGCAGCUAGAGUCGAAGAAGGUCUUGUUGAGGUAACCAAAUACAAUGCAACACAUACUUGCUCUCUUGCUGAAAAUGUGAAAUCAGAUUUUGUAGCAGAUGAGAUUGAAAGUGUGGUUAGGUUAAACCCUACUCUGUCCAUUCAAGAGUUGAAGAAAUGGUGGAAAGAGAAGCUUGGAUACGAGCUUCAAGCAUCUCAUAUGCUAGAAGGGAAGUUUGAAGUGAUCAGAAGAGUGUAUGGAGAUGAGGAACAGAGUCUCAGAGCCGUACCGAAGCUGAUCUCUGCGUUACAGUCAUCUAACGAGAUGCUCGUUGACUGGCGAUACGAGGUUUUUCCAAACCCUAAAUAUGCUUCCUUCUCUGGUCUGUUUUGGACGUUUUCACAGUGUAUCAAAGGGUUUCAACACUGUCGACCUCUGGUUGUAGUAGACACAAGAGACUUGUACGGUGGUAAUGAUUAUGUUUCUCCACGCUGCUCUCAGUUCAAGUUGAUGAUUGCUUCAGGGUUAGAUGCUGCCAACAGAUACUUCCCGCUAGCGUUUGCGGUUACGAGAGAAGUGUCUGUUGAGACUUGGCGUUGGUUUCUCAGUAGGAUCAGAGAGAAGGUAACGCAAAGGGAAGGGCUUUGUUUGGUUUCAAGUCCAGACGAGGACAUAGUCACUGUUGUUAACGAACCAGGGUCUCAGUGGAAAGAGCAUAGGUUCUGUCUGAAAGGGUUAUGCUCUCAGUUCUGUGACGUCGUUGAAGACGGCGGUGAAGAGCUGGUGCGUCUUGUCAAGAAAGCUGGAUACUCGAGUCAGAAGAGAGACUUCGAUUCUUACAUGGAUGAGAUCAAAGAGAAGAGAACUGUAGCUCGGAAAUGGCUAAACAAAAUCCAUCCACAUCAGUGGGCUCUGGCUCAUGACAAUGGUGGUCUAAGAUACGGACUCAUGGAGAUUGAUACUAAAGCUUUGUAUGCAGUUUUUAGAGACUUCUUGUAUCAUAGAGUUGCAUUGUCAGGGGUUUUGGUGCUUAUGUUUGAUGAUCUUAGAGAAGCUUUUGAUGAGUCUUUUACAUGUAGCAGUGAGUCUCUUAACCGUGGUGAUGUGUACACAAAACCUAUCAUGGACAAGCUUGAAGAGUUCGUGAGAGAUUAUGAUGCUGCUGCUUAUGUGAUAACGCCGUUAGAGGGUGAUGCAUUUGUGGUGUCAGGAAACGAGAAGUGGAUUGUUAAGCUGAAUGAGUCAAUCUGCACAUGUGGGAAGUUUCAAGGUGACAAGUUCCCAUGCGUACACGCUCUAGCGCUUUGCGAGAAGCUGAGGAUCAAUCCUUUGAAGUAUGUAGACGACUGUUACUUGCUUGAGAGGUAUCACAAAACGUACUCUGCUGAAUUCAGUCCUGUUCCGGAAGUCUCGGCUUGGCCUGAAGCUUCUGGUGUUCCAAUGUUGCUUCCUCCUUUGCUUCCUCCUAAAGUAGAAGGUAAGAUUUGA